CAUCCGGCGACACGUUUCCCCAAGCAGUCUCGAUUCCCACAAGAUCCUCUCUCUAUUCAAAUCCGCUAAAUGCUAUUUUUUUCCCAAAUUUAAUCACCAGCCUACGUCUUUUUUUCGUAUUGUUGUUUCUUUCAAAUGAUACUCCUACUGGAGAGUUAGUUAGUCAUACAAGCGGAGGAGUAUUGGAAGCCCAGAUGGGGGAGGUGAGGAAGCUGCAGAAGAAGUUAAGGCAGAUUGAGAACUUGGAAAUAAAAAUCAGUCUCACGCCAGAGGAGGAAUUUAAGAUCUCCAGGAAGGAGGAGCUGCGUCGCAGAUUGGCUGAGCUUCAGCUGCAGCUCUGUGGCCCACAGCGAACUCUGGGGAUCCGGGCAGACGGCGAGGAGGCAGAGAUGAAAAGACAAGUGGAGGACGCCCCCGAGGCCUUUCUAUCACAAACGCCUCCGGCCUCAAAGAUCCUGAGGGGCGAAGACGAGAAGUGUAAAUGUGAAGCCGGGCCGGCGCCGCCUGCCAAGCGUAAGGCGACAGGAGGAACGGCGAAGACGGCCCAGAGGCAGGAAAGGACACAGAAUGUCACCGUGUCACAUCACGGCGGGCGGGACACGCCAGAAGACGGUCCGGACCACAACGACCACGACGACGGGGAGCAGGAAGAUGCUGACUUCACAGCCCUUAAAACGUGUUGGCAGAAAUCAAAGUUUCGCCUGAGGCUGUUGGAGGGUCACAACGACAUCAUCACCUGUGUGGUUGCUGUUGACAACCUGGUGAUUUCUGGCAGCCGAGAUACUACCGUCAAGGUGUGGCAUGUUCCCACGGCAACGGAGCAGAAGAACCUGGGGGGUCACACUGCCGGGGUCACCUGCCUGUCUGCCCCUCCCCCUGAGUACUGCAAGAAGCUGGCCUGGUUGUUGUCGCUGUCAGAAAAGGAGAGGUUUAUUUUGAGCGGCUCGGCAGACUGCAACGUCAAGAUCUGGGCCCUGAGCAUCGGGCAGUGUGUAAAGUCGAUCUACACGUUCAACGCUGUGACGGCGCUCUGCUUUGUGCCUGAGGGAGACGGCUACAUCAUCACUGGCUCAGACGGGGGCAAAGUUCAAGCCUGGAACUGGCACACUUUGGACAACUGCCAGUCAAUCAACGCGCACCAGGAAGCAGUCACCUCCAUCCAGUCUCAGGGGCCGCUGGUGUUCAGCGGUUCGACCGAUGGUGGUGUGUCCGUGUGGGAGAACCGUUGUUCCGACCGAGACCCCCUGAGGCUGCUGCACCGCUGGAGCGGCCAGGUGACGGGCUGCGAGGGAGGGCGUGUCAGCCUCAGCCCCCGGGGGGACAAAGUGCUCCUGGCGUACGGUCAGGCGUGGAUCAAAAUCCUGCACUGGAAGACGGGAACCAUAUCCAGGCUGACCAAUCACAGCAGCAUCACCGGGGUGACAGACUGUGUCCACCAAACAGCCGGCCUCCUAAUCAGCUCUUGCUAUGAUUUGUCCGAUGGAGAGAGUAUGUUAAAUUUGUUUUCUGUGCCUCAGUGUCGCUACCUGGCCUCGCUGACCUGGCAGCGUGCGCCCAGAAUCCUUUGCUUGGCGGCGUGGACCACAGGGAGCGGAUACCACCGCUGGGUCACGGGAGGGCGCGACCUCGUCGUGUGGGAGCAGCUCCCCAGCUCCGGGAAGCAGAGGGGGGACGUCACUGUGAGGACAGACAGCCGAUUAGAAUCGCCUCUGGAGUCCGAGGGGGACACGGAAGAUGACGAGCAGACGGACGACGACUACCUUGAUGACGACGAGGACGGGAGACGAGGAGAAGAAGCUGAUGGGGAGUCCACCUCCUGGUUACGCUGCCUUCUUCAGUGACGACUGAAAGCAUCAAGGACAUUAGGUCUGGACUGUAAAUAUUAGCUACGCUUACAAUAAAACCAUCACAGCCCCAAA
Molecule: messenger RNA, 1919 nt
Organism: Nerophis lumbriciformis (worm pipefish)
Lineage: Eukaryota; Metazoa; Chordata; Actinopteri; Syngnathiformes; Syngnathidae
Product: telomerase protein component 1
Molecular function (GO): protein binding
Source: RefSeq, a predicted model, not a curated record